Poecilia reticulata (guppy) is the source of this 3270-nucleotide messenger RNA. Lineage: Eukaryota; Metazoa; Chordata; Actinopteri; Cyprinodontiformes; Poeciliidae. The record is from RefSeq and is a predicted model, not a curated record.
UUCAGUGUUUUACACCACUUCCUGUUUCUUCCACAGGCCAGAGCAGCCGGUGGUAUAAAGGGUCUGUUUCACAGAAACCCAAAGCAGGCUUCCCUGGACAGCCAUGCUGUUGUGCAUCCCGGCCGUAAGCACCCGUUCGGUGCCCACCUCCUGCGCCGCACCGCCAGCGCCCCCACCAGAGGCCAGCCCAAAGUUAAGAAGGGCUUCCCUGAGCUCGCCAUCGACACCAAAGAUUACAGCUCGGAGGGGGCAAGUGAGGAGCGGGAGUCUGAGGACAGAGACAAGGCAUCUGCGGCCACAUCUUACCAGUUCACUCCUUCACCACAGCAUCAUAUCGGUGAAUCGGUGGACCCCCACCAAGCCAAGGGCUCCUGGGACCGUCCUGACACGAACGGAGCUCUCCACCCAGAGGAGAGCAAAGACUCUUCCAUGGUGCAGGAAUCAAGCUCCCCUCCUCGCAUUCCUUCACUAAAAGGGGGAAAUCCCAGUAGCAGCUGUCUGAUCCGCUCUGCCUCCAGUCCAGAGCAAAGCCUGUCACCGCAUCACUCCACUCCUACACCGCUGCAUCCACCAUCAGCUGUUCCUUCAGCCUCUACAGCCGGCAGUUCCCUGUAUGGCGCAGCGUACAGCGCCACUAAAGUCAGCAGAGACGUUAAAGUCUCCACCUCUUUCCCUCCCAACAGUCCUGUAGAGAUGGCUGAACCGUCUCUGUCCCCCCGAGUCGCCCGGGCAACCAGAGGCGCCUUGGAGGAGAAGAUACCAGAACGGAGGAAAACCCCAGAAACUCUCGCUCCAGGAGAAAAAAAGCCUCAUCAAAGAGCAGAGCCCCCAGGUGAAACACGGCCGCCGGGAAGCCUGGGGCCCCCGGCUGCUCAGCCUCCCCAGGCCAGGAGAGCUCUCUUCAGCUCCCCGCCACAACCUGUCCCAGUAAGACGGGCAAAGAGCGAAGGGCACGUUCUGGGGGAGGGAGCCAAGCCGGCCCAGUCGGCUGUACCAGAGGUCUGUACAGACGCCACCAUGAACGACCGGCUCUGGAGCAAACUGGAGCCCGGCAGCCACCGGGACAGCAUGUCCUCGUCCUCCAGCAUCUCCUCCAACGAUACGGUGAUCGACCUGUCUCUACCUAACCUGGCCAGAAGGAGCCUGUGCGUUCUGCCCAGUCCCAGUAACGGCUGCGACGCCUCCUGGAUGGACUGCCGCCGCGCCGUGCCGCCUCCCUGCGACACGGUGAGGGUCAGCAAGAGCAAAUCCAACCCCAACCUUCAGCAAAAGAGCUGUCCCAAAGACGAGCUUAAGCCCCGACCACUGCAGCCAGCCCAGAAUGGCGCAGACGAGUCACCUGGCAGACUGACCCAGAGAAGGCACACCUGGUGCCGGCUUUACAUGGAAGGACUCAAGCAGGCGUCGCCCAAAAGGCCGAGCGGCGCUGCAACCUCAGCUGAGUCCAUGUCAAAAAGCCUCGGAGACCUGACCUCUGAGGACAUCUCCUGCAACUUUGACAGCAAGUACCGCAGCAUCAGCCGCAGCUUCAUUGUACGGCCCAGCAGAGAUGUUGUCCGUAAGGGCAGCGCUCCGAGGAGCCGGCCGCAGAGCGACCUGACGGAGCAGCUGCGCAGGCUGACCGACGUGGAGCCGCUGACUCCCUGUGACUUCAUCCCGGAGGGCGGAGCCAGAGGCGUGGGGGGGCAGGAGGCCGAGGAGGCGCUGGUGAGACGGACCUCCUCCAGGAGCCAGAGCAGGGUCCGCUACAUCGCCAACAGGGCCAAACAGGCCCAGGAAAGGAAGCGGCUGCAGGGUUUGCUCCAGGCCAGGAGUGCUAGCUUCAGCUUCACUGGGAGCACCGAGAGCACUGGCAGUGGAGUUGCUGGUCCCAUGGAGGAGCGCGGGAACCCAGAGGGAGCGUGCUCCGUGGGCCAGAGUCCCUGCAGCAGCCUGGACCUGCUGAGUCAGCUGGAGCCCCCCUCCCAUGUACAGCCCCCCAUGACAGCUGACAGCACCCAACUGUUCUUCAGGCUGCAGCUCUGAGAACGGGCCGACUUGGAACUGAUGGUGGGAGACGCAGCUAGAAACUUGUUUUGAAUCCAUUUCCUCCGAAUUUUUUUUUUUUUUACACGUUAUAUAUGCCGGUUUCUCCCAGCAGACCGUCUCACCAAGCAGCAGAGCAUCUGUUCCCGUCUCAGUUGAACUCAAACGACCAUCACUAGUAGAAACCAGGAGGUGCUUUUCCACAGCAGGAACUGGGAGGCAGGGAUGAGCCCCGCCCCUCUGCUCACCUUCCCAUCGCUAACUUCCUGGUUCAAGCUUACACACUGAGGAUGCAGAUUCUGUAAUACUGUUCUCACCGGUCACACUGUCGCCCUGCAGAAGGUUCUGGUUGCCCCCCCACACACAUACACACACACACCGUUCUCUUCACCAUCCCCUUACCUGGUACAGUUUCUUCUACAGCAACAGGCUCUGCCCUGUGGAAGUUGGAAAAUGGACUUUAGUGAAAAGUUUUUAUAUAAUACAUUAACUCAUAUUUGUGUUGAAUCUGACCUGCUCUCAUGUUUCUGUAUUUUUUUAGACAUGACCUCACAGUAGCAAUAGAUACUAGAGAAUAGGAUUUUAAUACUUUUUUUAAUUUGCUUGAACUUUUUAGAUAUAAAUUAGGUUGUUUACGUGGAGGCAUUACCAACCCAUUAUUAUUAGCAAUAUUUUGAACAUGAUAGCAUGUCAUGAAGAAAAAUGUAGUUUGAUGCUGACAGUUGUCUUUGCUGAAAAAGAUGGACUGGUUUUUCAAUGCAGGAUUGAAAACGUCGAGUUUUUUUUUUUUUUUAAAGGACUAAUUCUAGCCGUUCUGUUGUAAAUUCGGAGGACUUCGGUUACAACAGAACUGGAGUCCGGUUCUCUUCUGUUGACUGUAGUCUGUGGCAUGUCCAGGCGCCGACACCCUGUUCUUUAACUGAGCAGCUUUGACCAGGCCCUUUAUGUUGACCGCAUGCCAUUUUAAGCACACUACUGAUUUCCUCCAUUUUAACAAUGUUUUUUAUAUGAAGAUUUAAGAUUUUAGCCGCUUUUCAGAUCACCUCGUGUUGGGGAGCAGGGCAUUGCGUCCGGAUCCCUGUUUUCGUUUCUCCGUGCUACUAAAGGAAGAUGGGAAUGAUGUUGUUUGUUCCGUUUGCCCUGCCGUCCAAGUUCUUUGAGCAGAAACUCUCAAGACAAUAUUGAGUUCAAACAAUGUGUAAUUAUGACAUGAAUAAAACUCAGAUAACACUGAAACGCUUCGCA